UCCAAAAGGAACCAAUCAGAUGUCGUUGCUUGGAUUCCUUUGUCUGGAAGUUUCCAUGUGGAAGCUUCCAGAGUCUUUUCUGUUUGUCUGUAGGCUGAGCAGAACUGACUCCUGCAGGAUCACAGGAACCAAACAAUCUGAAAGCAGGAGAAAAGUUUCUGUUUGGACCUUUUUGCUGUGAUUGUGAGACUAGCAGAUGAUCGGAGCUGCUGCUGUUCAGAGGACUUUGGUGUUUGUUGGAGCUGAAGAUCUUCUGCAGCUGCAGGAACCAUGUCUUCAUUUGCUCAGAAAGAGUCUGUCAGUGAGCAACUUUCUGCUGCUGAAGAAACCUUCAGACUCUGUGAAGGAACCAUCGUCCAGAAUGAGAAUGAGGAGCUCUGUCGUCAGCGCAGACUGCUGGAUAUCUGCUGGAAACCACAGCUUCAGCUCCACCACAUAGUCCUCCCCCAGCAUUGGUUGAUAAAAGAGGAAGAUAUCUUCAACCAGCAGAAGAACUUCAGUGUGGAACAGAAUGAUCCAGAACCUACACAGACAAAAGAGGAACUGG
Messenger RNA from Oryzias melastigma (Indian medaka), 547 nucleotides. Its product is annotated as hydroxysteroid dehydrogenase-like protein 2. The record is from RefSeq and is a predicted model, not a curated record. Lineage: Eukaryota; Metazoa; Chordata; Actinopteri; Beloniformes; Adrianichthyidae.